AUGAAGGUGAAGAAGGUAUUUACGAUGCUACUGGCGCUCUGCGUUGCGAUAUGGACGCCCGUUCGAGGAAAAGAAGGCAUAGUCAAUGUCGUAGACGACUCAUUAAAACGUACUUUGCGUCAGGAAAGUGCUUCAUUUGCUUCUACAGCUGCUCAGACACAGGACUCGACCAAUCCAUUGCGACGUCGUGAUCAGGCGCUAGUGUCGCCCCAUCGCGUGUACGAUCCGGUCUCUGGUCUAGCUUGUUCAUUAGUGGGAAUUUGUAUGGAAUGUACAGAGGCUGAGAAGGAUGAAAGCUAUUGUCGUGAGACAGGAUUCCGACAGGAACUAGAAUGUCCUUUACCUAAUGACUCUAAGCUACUUGCCAAGUCUGAAGGUCAUGGACGACAGACACGAUAUAAAGUUUGUUUACCUGCAGAUGUAGCACGACCGGGUCUUGCAGUGGUACAAUUUGAGGCGGUCAUAGCAGUGCUACUAGCUGUGUCAGUUGUACUGCUGCGACGUGAGCGAAAGAACCACAUGAGUUUGUUUGACCAGAGGAAGGAUCCAGGGCAAUGUGCGGGGCUGCUCGGUGGCCCGGCUACCAGCGAUAAAAGCUCCGAUUGA
Messenger RNA from Peronospora farinosa, 606 nucleotides. The record is from the annotation of a GenBank genome assembly. NCBI's taxonomy places the organism in Eukaryota, Oomycota, Peronosporomycetes, Peronosporales, Peronosporaceae.